Microcebus murinus (gray mouse lemur) is the source of this 2642-nucleotide messenger RNA. It is a transcript of the gene SIAH2, whose product is annotated as siah E3 ubiquitin protein ligase 2. Gene Ontology annotation, cellular component: cytoplasm. Gene Ontology annotation, molecular function: zinc ion binding; ubiquitin protein ligase activity; ubiquitin conjugating enzyme binding. Gene Ontology annotation, biological process: proteasome-mediated ubiquitin-dependent protein catabolic process; multicellular organism development. The record is from RefSeq and is a predicted model, not a curated record. Lineage: Eukaryota; Metazoa; Chordata; Mammalia; Primates; Cheirogaleidae.
AGCCCAGGGACGCGACGGCCAAGAUCCCCGGGGUGUGGUCCUGGGUCUUCGGCGACGCCUUCCCGAGGGCGGCCCCUUCCCCAACCCGGAAAAGGCGACCCCGCACGGUGGCUGCGAGCCGGGCAUGCUCACUAGCGCAGGCCGGGCCCGUAGCCCGAGCAGGAAACGCCCGCGCUAGGCGGCCCCUGCUCAGUCAGCUGGAGCCGGGCGGAGCCCGCGCCCGGGUGCUGGGUGGCUCUGCCGGUCCCCGCGCGCCUGGGCGGCCGCACACGUGUCCAGGCGUCACGUCCGCGCGCGCCCCCGGGGCUUGCGUCAGCUGCUGCUCCCGAAGCCGGUGGGUCGGGGCUCUGCGCACCGCUCGGGUUCGGGGCCGGGACGCCGCCGAGAGGAGGGCACGGCGCGCGGUCCCACGCAGAGGCGAGUUCGGAACGCCGGGGACUGCGGAGAGCGUCAGCGGGCCCAGCCCCCUGUCUGCCCGGUGCCGAUCGUCUCCGCCGCCCGGCUCCGGGCUGGGCGCCGUGGCGUUGCCCCGGAGCCCGCUGCCCGCGGGGCGCGCACCGCCUUGACCCGGGCGGCCCCGGGGCAGGCAGGCGCCCGCAGUUCCAUGGUUGGUUCGGAGCGCGAUGAGCCGCCCGUCCUCCACCGGCCCCAGCGCUAACAAACCCUGCAGCAAGCAGCCGCCGCCGCAGCCCCAGCACGCUCCGUCCCCGGCUGCGCCCCCGGCCGCCGCCACCAUCUCGGCUGCGGGCCCCGGCUCGUCCGCGGUGCCCGCCGCGGCGGCGGUGAUCUCGGGCCCUGGCGGCGGUGGCGGGGCCGGCCCGGUGUCCCCGCAGCACCACGAGCUGACCUCGCUCUUCGAGUGCCCGGUCUGCUUUGACUAUGUCCUGCCUCCCAUCCUGCAGUGCCAGGCGGGGCACCUGGUAUGUAACCAAUGCCGCCAGAAGUUGAGCUGCUGCCCGACGUGCAGGGGCGCCCUGACGCCCAGCAUCAGGAACCUGGCUAUGGAGAAGGUGGCCUCGGCCGUCCUGUUUCCCUGCAAGUAUGCCACGACGGGCUGUUCCCUGACCCUGCACCAUACGGAGAAGCCAGAACAUGAAGACAUCUGUGAAUACCGUCCCUACUCCUGCCCUUGUCCUGGUGCUUCCUGCAAGUGGCAGGGGUCCCUGGAAGCCGUGAUGUCCCAUCUCAUGCAUGCCCACAAGAGCAUUACCACCCUUCAGGGAGAAGACAUCGUCUUUCUAGCUACAGACAUUAACCUGCCGGGGGCCGUCGACUGGGUGAUGAUGCAGUCAUGUUUCGGCCAUCACUUCAUGCUGGUGCUGGAGAAACAAGAGAAGUACGAAGGCCACCAGCAGUUUUUCGCCAUCGUCCUGCUCAUCGGCACCCGCAAGCAAGCCGAGAACUUUGCCUACAGACUGGAAUUGAAUGGGAACCGGCGGAGACUGACCUGGGAGGCCACGCCCCGGUCCAUUCACGAUGGUGUGGCCGCAGCCAUCAUGAACAGUGACUGCCUUGUUUUUGACACAGCCAUAGCACAUCUUUUUGCAGAUAAUGGGAACCUUGGAAUCAAUGUGACGAUUUCUACAUGUUGUCCGUGAUGCACCGUGUGGCUUUCAUAAACCAUCAAAAUUAUUUGGGCAUAGUGCUCUAUGUUUAAUAAAGAUUUUUAUAGAUGUUUUAGUCCAUAUGUCUUCACAAGGGACCCUUCACAAGGGACCCACGAUUCCCCGUGUUUCAUUUGAACAGCAGCUUCCCAUCUGGCAUCGGCCCAACAAAGUUCAUUAACCUGGGAUGAAUGGGGUUGGCCCAUCGAUGAUCCAGAGGCUGUUCUGUUAUCUAAAAUCAACUCUAUCAUUAAAUCUUUCUUACUUCCUGAAACAACACUUGACAGGUUGCUCAGGGCUGCUGCAGAUGAGCAUGUUAGAAAUUGGAGGCUCCUUCCUGUCCGCCUCCCUCCAUCAGCCACUCGACAUUGACAAAAGCACAGUGACAGCCAGCAGACCCCUUUACUUGUGUUUUUUAGCGGGUAGGAAUUGUUUUGGUGCAUUUUAAAUAGUGUCUCUCAGAUGGGAUGGCUGGCCAAUAUGCCUAGAAUCACCUGGAGUGCUCAUCUUAAAAUUGCAGACGUAGGGAGCCUGUGACUUUAACAAUCUCAUCAGGUGAUUCUUUUCAACAGGAAAGUUUGCGAAUUACUGGGUUAAAUUGUGGGAAAGAGUCCAGAUUUUAAAGGUGCUUUAAGAUUGCCCUCAGCUGAUACUGUUUGUCUUUCUAUUUCAUCCCCUAACAUCCCCCCCACCCUCAAAUUAAAACUAGAACUGUAGAUCCUCGUGAACACACUGAAGAGGUUUGGUCACUCUUGUGUUUUGGGUGGACGGCCCAGGAAAGCAAGUCACAUGGCCAUUGACAAUGCUCACGUCAUUAGUUUCCGCUCACCACUGGUACAGAUGACCUGUUUACACUUGGCUUCCCUGAGAAGCCCUGCCUGACUGUAGCUGGUGUGAAAGACUAGAUCGGUAGGAUUGGGAAAGCUUUAUAUAACCAGUGUGUCCUAUGCUUGCUAUUUAAAGGUACGUGUUGGUUUUGUUUUUGUUUUCUGCCACAUUCACUUUAGUUUUUUAAUAAAUAUUUUCCAAAAAUGAAUA